CGCCGCGACAACCAAUCAGGAGCCUGGUGACGUGGCUGUAACCAAGUCAAAGGGGCAGAUCCAGCCAAAGCCCUUCAUUCUUCAAUGGACGGAAGGCUAAUCAACGCCGUAGCAAACAACCCGGAGCUGUACGACACCAGCUGCUUUCUGUACCGAGACAGGAAUAUAAAGGACCGAGCUUGGAGGAAGAAAUGUGAAGAGAUCUGGCAACCUGACCAGAAAAACAUCCCAGCUGAGUCUGGACAGAACGUCACUCUGACAUGUCGAGCUCCAAACAACAUCAGGACUGUGGAGUGGAGCAGAGCUGACCUGGGAGAGAAAUAUGUUUUUUUGUAUCGGGAUGGGAGGAAAACAACAGUGAACCAGCAUCUAUCUUUUAAGGACCGGGUGGAUCUACAGGACAAACAGAUGAAGGAUGGAGACGUGUCUGUGAUUCUGAAGGAUGUGACGAUUAAUGACAGUGGAACAUACAAGUGUCGUGUCGUUGAGACAGGAACACUUGGUUUGAAGCCCAUCAGCAUCAUCAGCCUGAGUGUUGUUGAUCCUCCAGGUCCAACAGGAGGACCAAAGAAGGAUGAACCUGUUGGACUGAAAGUUGGUCUGUUAGUUUCUGGCGUCCUCAUUGUUGCUGCUUUUGCUGGGUUUGUGAUCUACAGAAAGCAUAAAGGAGAAAAGAGUCAGGGUUCAUACUAACCUCCUGAUGAUCUGCAGCACAUUUAAGUAUCUCAGACCUCUGAACAGCUAAACUUUGAGUCUCCUGCUGCUGUCUCAACUUCCAAGUGAUGUCAGUGAACAGGGGGACAGACACCAGGGACCUCACAAAGAAAUUAAUUAUGAAGUGUCACCAUAAAAUGUUAUUCUGUCUUAUCUCUGUGUAUGGAGAUGAUGGAAAGUCUUUGUGAGGAAUGCAGAGUAAAGAAAAUCUAAGAGAAAACAGAGAAUUCUGCUGAUUCAACAGUUAUUGUCUAAUUUUGCUGCAUCCAGCUUACACGGUAAAAUUAGACUUGUUCAUAAGUUCCAAUUUUAACAAAAUCGUAGUGCUUCUAUCAGGCUUUAACACAGCCUGAUAAAGGAUACGUGGAAAUUGCUUUAGUUUGUCAGUAGAUCAAGUGUGAAGUGAAAUUAAUUUGACUGAUUCAACGCUCAUUCUUGGAGGUUGUUCAGCAGCGUAAAUGUGACCUAAAAGGAGACCAGAAUAAAUUGUAAAAACAUUUAUACAUACAUGCACAUAUACAUGCACACUCCUGUGAUAAUGUGAUGCUCAGUUUUCACUGCUGUAACCUUCGAGCUGGGCUCGAUUUAUGCUUGCACAUGUGAAAUGUAUUCCCACAUGAAUCUAUGUUGGCCUUCAGCAAAUGUUACCAUGUUGAGUAAGGUAAAAUCAGAGCUGCUUUCCUGAUACUUUAAACUGUGACUGUAAGCUUGACACAACUUGCUAAGUCAUUAAUCCCACUUUUGAACUUUAUUCAUUGCCAUUGUACAGUUGCCUGCACAGAGGAAUUAGCUAGCAAGACGACAAAGGUGCAAAACCCCCAAUGUCCAAACAUAAUAUAAUAAAUAAGGGAUGAUAAUGGUAAAACAAGAGAUUGAGGAAGUUUCAGUGGAAACAAAUCCAGGAAGUUUGAAACAGGUGUUGGGAUGAAAUUCAUGUAAUCACAUAUUUGCCAUGUGUGGUUUGGCACUGCCAGGAGCUCUGUCAUCUAAAAACACUGCAUUUACUUUUACACAAGUAUGAAUAAACUCAUGAGGAACAAAAUACUGUCACAAGUGCAACCUGAUUAAG
Messenger RNA from Oreochromis aureus, 1783 nucleotides. Its product is annotated as T-cell surface glycoprotein CD4-like. The record is from RefSeq and is a predicted model, not a curated record. The transcript is spliced from 3 exons. NCBI's taxonomy places the organism in Eukaryota, Metazoa, Chordata, Actinopteri, Cichliformes, Cichlidae. Bases 85 to 693 code for a protein of 202 amino acids. Gene Ontology annotation, cellular component: external side of plasma membrane. Gene Ontology annotation, biological process: negative regulation of T cell proliferation; T cell costimulation; cell surface receptor signaling pathway.